Prunus persica (peach) is the source of this 1756-nucleotide messenger RNA. Its product is annotated as long chain acyl-CoA synthetase 2. Lineage: Eukaryota; Viridiplantae; Streptophyta; Magnoliopsida; Rosales; Rosaceae. Gene Ontology annotation, molecular function: long-chain fatty acid-CoA ligase activity. Gene Ontology annotation, biological process: cutin biosynthetic process; wax biosynthetic process. The record is from RefSeq and is a predicted model, not a curated record. Gene Ontology annotation, cellular component: endoplasmic reticulum; membrane. The coding region runs from base 436 to 915 and encodes 159 amino acids. The transcript has 9 exons.
UUUGUUCUGGGAUAAAAAUUAACCAAAAAAGAAGAGAAUGGCCCAUGCAGGUCUCGAACCUGCGACCUUCGCGUUAUUAGCACGACGCUCUAACCAGCUGAGCUAAUAGGCCAUUUGACAAAUUCCCCGUACUUUUUAAUACUAUACUAAAAUAGGAUCGAAAAGAAAGGUUUUCCUGGUUGUGGUCAGCCAAAAGAAAGGUUAGAGAAGCUGAAGCAGAAAACAAAGAAAAAGACGCUUGUUUUUCUACCAAUCCACGCUCUGCAACUCGUCGAAUAGCUAAAACCCUGUUCUUAGUUUUCUAAAAAGCUUAAAAUCACUGGAAAAUUGCAAUCAAUUCAAAACAUAUUGUAAUUCAAAUUCCAAGCGUGAGUUCAUGGCUGAAACUCUGCUUCUACUGGCAGCGACUCUGCGAAAAGUUAUCCGAACAAUCCAAUGCUUGGUCGGCGUCAAGUCACGGAAACAAAGGUGGGUCCCUAUGUAUGGCUUACAUAUCAAGAGGUUCAUGAUGCCGCCCUUCGAAUGGGUUCAGCCAUCAGGAGCCGCGGUGUCAAUCCUGGAGAUCGUUGUGGUAUAUUCGGAUCAAACUGCCCCCAGUGGCUUACUGCAAUGGAGGCCUGUAAUAGCCAUACCAUAACGUAUGUUCCGCUGUAUGACACCCUUGGCUUCACUGAAAGCUGUGGUGGAUGUCUUACAUCUAUUGGCAAUGUUUUUCCUAUGAUGGGAACUGUGGGUGUUCCCAUGACAACUAUUGAAACAAGGCUUGAGUCAGUGCCAGAAAUGGGAUAUGAUGCACUUUCCAGUGUGCCAGGUGGAGAGAUUUGCCUGAGAGGAAAAUCCUUGUUUUCUGGUUACCACAAGCGACAAGAUCUGACAGAGGAAGUCCUUGUUGAUGGGGUGGUUUCAUACUGGUGACAUUGGAGAAUUGCAGCCUAUUGGAGCAACGGAAAUCAUAGAUAGGACAAAGAAUAUAUUUAAACUGUCUCAAGGUGAUUAUGUUGCUGUGGAAAACAUUGAAAGCAAAUACCUGCGAUGCCCUCUUAUCACAUCGAUUUGGGUUUAUGGGAACAGCUUUGAGUCGUUUCUUAUUGCUGUGGUGGUCCCUGACAGAAAGGCGUUGGAGGAUUGGGCAGCAGAGCAUAAUUUGACCGAUGAUUUCAAAUCAUUAUGUCAAAACCUGAAGGCAAGAAAGUACAUUUUGGAUGAGCUCAAUGGUGUUGGUCAGAAGCAGCAACUUCGAGGUUUUGAGCUGUUAAAAGCAGUUCAUUUGGAACCAAAUCCCUUGACAUGGAGAGGGAUCUCAUAACUCCAACAUUCAAACUGAAGAGACCACAGCUACUUAAAUAUUACAAGGGCCGCAUUGAUAAACUGUACAGUGAAGCCAAGGAAGCAAGGGUAUGACAGCAAUGUCAAAAGCCGGAAGCUACUGGAUAAGACCUUUUUACCACAAUUCCCCAAAGAUGUGAUUGCUGAGAGAAGGCAGGUGCUAUCCACAAAGACACUGGAUUUGGAUCCCUGUGAGUCCGUCUAAGUUAGUUUGUGUAUAAAUAAAGAUAAUAUGAAAGUUCUGGUUUGAGAAAUAUAUUGCCCCAAUGUCAGUUAUUUGUGCUUGCAAAUACACACAGAAAUGCUAUAUUCAUUCACUCUUUCAGUAUAAAUGUCAGAUACAUGACAAGAAAUGCUUGCUUACCAAACCAUGUGUAUGGAAGUUAAAGACGAUAAAGAAUUAAUGGCUACUUUACUUCUGAUCUCUCAA